Molecule: messenger RNA, 1099 nt
Organism: Arachis duranensis
Lineage: Eukaryota; Viridiplantae; Streptophyta; Magnoliopsida; Fabales; Fabaceae
Exons: 7
Coding region: 68-952 (294 amino acids)
Biological process (GO): biosynthetic process
Cellular component (GO): cytoplasm
Molecular function (GO): isomerase activity
Source: RefSeq, a predicted model, not a curated record
UUGGUAGGCUUUCAAGUUUCAACACCAGAUUCCACACUCCCUGCUUCUUCUUCUUCUUCUUCAAUCCAUGGCAAAGAAACCUGUCAAGUACACUAUAGUUGACGCAUUCACAGAGUCAGCGUUCAAGGGGAACCCUGCAGCUGUGUGUUUGUUAGAUCAAGAGAGGGAACAACAAUGGCUGCAAUCUGUAGCUGCUGAGUUCAAUCUCUCAGAAACUGCUUUCUUGAUUACAAUUCAUAAUCAAAACUCUAAUCCUCGUUUUGCUCUCAGGUGGUUCACUCCUGUUGCUGAGGUUAAACUAUGUGGCCAUGCAACAUUAGCAUCAGCACACACACUAUUUUCAUCUGGUUUGGUUGAUGCCAAUAGUAUUAUUGAAUUUGUUACUCUCUCUGGAAUACUAACUGCCAAAAGAAUCCCAGCAAUCAAUGAAGAAGAAACCAAGGAUGGAUUGUUCUAUGUUGAAUUGGAUUUUCCUGUUGACCCUAUAAAGGAAGAAGAAUCCAACGUUGCUGAGAUUUCUUCUCAAAUCUCUGAGGCAUUGAGUGGUGCUACCAUAAUUGAUUUAAAGAGGACACAAGAUUCAGAUGACUCACUCGUUGUACUAGAAUCUGGAGAAGCUUUGUUAGAAAUGGAGCCAAAAAUUGAUGCAAUAGUUAAACUUGAAUGUGCUAGAGGUUUGCUUGUUACAGCAAUUGCUCCUCCAGGAUCAGGAUUUGAUUUCUACAGUAGAUGUUUUUUCCCCAAAUAUGGAAUCAAUGAGGAUCCUGUGACUGGGAGUGCACAUUGUGCAUUAGCACCAUACUGGUGCAAGAAACUAGGCAAGUGUGAUUUCAAUGCAUUUCAGGCAUCAAAAAGAGGGGGAGUUCUGAAUAUUCAUAUUGAUGAGAAGAGUCAGAGAGUGCUUUUGCGUGGAAAGGCUGUUACAAUUAUGGAAGGCUUUGUUUUGGUUUAGUAGGGUUUUCAUCAAUUCAGUUCUUGUUGGUCCUUUAAUAAAUUUUUAUGAGCACUUAAUUCAAAAUACUCAUGUCAAAACAAAUUUGUCUUCGUUUUAUGGGGUAAUGAAUUUUCAUAAUGCUUUUAUCUUUAAUUUGAAUAAUAA